AUGACCCAGCAGCCAUCCCCAGAGAUGGCCCUACCAGCCCAGAUGACUGCUGCAGACACUGAAGCACCUCCACUCCAGGCCACCCGCCGUGCCCGCCGCAGCUCCAUCCUCAGCACCCUCCUGGCACCCCUGGCCAGCCGCCGCAGCUCACUUGGGGCAGCCCCAGGUGGCAGGUGCCCCUCCCUUGGCCCCUGGCUGCUCCACAGCCGCAUGAGCUUCUCUGGGCUCCCCCUUUUCCAGCCCAUCCUCAAGACUUGCCUUGAAAACACUUACAGGAUGGGGCCAGAUGAAGGCUGCAAGUUCAAUGCAGGGCGGGUGCAGCAGGUGCUGGAGGGGGCCCUGGCCAGUGCCCUGGGGACCACAGUCUACAGCCCCCAGGACAGUGCCCCACUAGCCCAGAGCCUGACUGAGCUGCUGCAUAGCCAGGUGAAGGUGGUGCUGCCACCACGCUACAAGCUAGUCUGCCAGGUGGUGCUGGGCCAGCAGGGCCAGCAGAGCCUGCUGGUGGCCAGCCGGGCACUGUGGGAUACUGAGAGCGACAGCUUUGCCUCUGCCACCUUCUCCAAUGCCUCCCUCUUUGCUGUGGCCAUAGUGCAUGGGGUCUACUUUGACUAG
Messenger RNA from Leptosomus discolor (cuckoo roller), 615 nucleotides. The record is from RefSeq and is a predicted model, not a curated record. NCBI's taxonomy places the organism in Eukaryota, Metazoa, Chordata, Aves, Leptosomiformes, Leptosomidae.